Molecule: messenger RNA, 1764 nt
Organism: Penicillium antarcticum
Lineage: Eukaryota; Fungi; Ascomycota; Eurotiomycetes; Eurotiales; Aspergillaceae
Product: putative mRNA splicing protein (Prp39)
Exons: 4
Coding region: 1-1764 (587 amino acids)
Biological process (GO): RNA processing; mRNA 5'-splice site recognition
Cellular component (GO): U2-type prespliceosome; U1 snRNP; commitment complex
Molecular function (GO): protein binding
Source: RefSeq, a predicted model, not a curated record
AUGGCGGACUUCCAGUAUGGCGGCUCCGAGGAAGAAAACGCGGAGUUGAGAAAGCUCGAGACUGAGCUGGUCGAUGACCCGGACAACUUUGAAACCUGGGAGAAACUGGCCCGCGCAGCCGAGACCCUUGAAGGCGGGAUUAAUCGCAACUCCAACCCCCAGGCCAUCACCACCGUGCGCGCCGUUUACGACCGCUUCCUCGCCAAGUUCCCUCUUCUCUUUGGCUACUGGAAGAAGUAUGCGGACCUGGAGUUCUCGAUUACCGGCACCGAAGCCGCAGAAAUGGUCUACGAGCGAGGCAUCGCCAGUAUCUCGCCAUCCGUUGACCUGUGGACCAACUUUUGCUCCUUCAAGGCUGAGACCUCUCACGAUGCCGAUGUGAUUCGAGAGUUGUUCGAACGAGGUGCUAGCAGUGUUGGUCUCGACUUCCUCGCGCACCCUUUCUGGGAUAAGUACAUCGAGUUCGAAGAACGCAUCGAGGCUCAUGAUAAGAUCUUCGGAAUCCUUGCUCGGGUCAUUCACAUCCCUAUGCAUCAGUAUGCACGCUACUUUGAGCGGUAUCGUCAGCUGGCCCAGACACGUCCCCUGGCUGAGCUUGCGCCGACAGAGAUUCUUGGCCGCUUCCGUGCCGAGCUAGAGUCCGCCUCUUCCGAUGUUCCCCCAGGAGCCAAGGCCGAGGCUGAGAUUGAACGAGAUCUCCGAUUGCGCGUCGAUAGCUACCAUCUUGAAGUAUUCACCAACACGCAGACGGAAACCACCAAGCGCUGGACCUUCGAAUCGGAAAUUAAACGUCCAUACUUCCAUGUCACUGAACUUGAUGAGGGCCAAUUGACCAACUGGAAGAACUACCUCGACUUUGAGGAAAUUGAAGGUGCCUAUGAUCGGAUUCAGUUCCUCUAUGAGCGAGCGCUGGUGACUUGUGCACAUUAUGAUGAGUUCUGGCUUCGCUACGCUCGCUGGAUGGCAGCCCAAUCGGGCAAGGAAGAGGAGGUUCGCAUCAUCUACCAGCGUGCCGCAUAUCUGUAUGCUCCCAUUGCCAACCCCACCGUUCGUUUGCACUAUGCCUACUUUGAGGAGAUGUCCGGCCGUGUGGACGUUGCCAAGGAUAUCCACAGCGCCAUUUUGAUUUCGCUGCCCAACCAUGUUGCGACCAUUACUUCACUUGCAAACCUUUGCCGUCGUCACGGAGGUCUCGAGGCGGCAAUUGAAGUCUACAAGACGCAGUUGGAUUCGCCAGAGUGUGAGAUGGCUACCAAGGCCGCUCUUGUUGCCGAAUGGGCCCGUCUCUUGUGGAAGAUCAAGGGCGUUCCGGACGAUGCUCGCAUGGUCUUCCACGAAAACCAGCAGUACUACCUUGACAGUCGGCCUUUCUGGGGCAGCUACCUCAUGUUCGAAAUUGAGCAGCCCACGAGCGCAGCCACUGAAUCAAUUCAGUACGAACGCAUCAAGCAGGUCAUUUCCGACGUUCGAUCCAAGAGCACCCUCUCCGUUGAAGCUGUCAAGGAUCUCGUACAGGUCUACAUGUCUUACCUCCUCGAGCGGGGCACUAAGGACACAGCAAAAGAGUACAUGACCCUGGACCGAGAAGUUCACGGGCCCGCAUCGGUUGCCUUUGCACGCACUGGAGGCACUGCGGCUGCUCCUCUUGCUCCUGCGGAGGGUCACCCCGCCUCAAUCCCCUUGAUGCCCACUCCGAAUGAUCCAACUGCAGAGCAAUAUGCUUACUAUCAGCAAGCUGCUGUGAACGGUACCGCAGGUGCCUGA